CAGCAGGGACAAGAACCCAGAUUGCCUGAGUCCCAGUCCUGCACUCUUAACCAUGUUUUAUCGAACAUUGGAAAAUCAUAAUAGGGAAUAGUAGUUAUAUUGCUUCCACUUGACAUUCCAAAGAAAGGAGUUUAAUUGUGUGUGCGUGCGUGCGUAUAAGGGGGCUGAUGAUGGUAUGCAGAGGCUUUCUUCCAAGGGAACCUCUUUCCUCUAGGGAACUGAAUUCAAUCUAAGAGGGGUGUGUGUGUGUGUAUUGGGGUGGAAUAUUCUAGUGCUGGCAGCAGGCAAAGACAAGGAAACAAGAGCAAAAGUUGCAGGAUUCCAGAACCAAAUUGCAAAAAUAAUAUGUUGGAACUUAAAGCUCUUGCUGCCAGUAGCUAAGCCUUAGUAGAAGCAUUUGGAACUGUUAAGAUGGUGAAAAAGCUGCACAGCAAGCAGGAAACCACCCAAGAAUCAGUGGUUGGGGGAAAGAGGGUGAGGUCAGAAGAACAAGUUACUACUGUUUGGUGAAUCUGAUAGGGCAAGAUUAGGAUCCGAGGUGGGCUGUAUUCUUUGUUAAUGCUUUAGUAGAGACAGAUAAGUUGUAUGAUUUGCAAACAAGCAGUUAUAAUUAAAUCUGUGAUCAGCCUGAUCCUAAGCACGUUCACGCAGAAGUAAGCCUGGGCUUAAUAGGGUGUACAAAGCCUACACUUUAAAAAAAUGCAUAUACAUUUUCAUAACGGGCCUGUGGGUCAGAGACAGUGCCUCCUUCCUGCUUUCUAUGGCACGUGAACAAAGAGGCUCGAGCUGCAGCCUACAGGAAACCAUUCUCUGAAAGCGUACAUACGAUACGCUUUGUGCCUCAUGCACCAGAUUAAUUUAAACAAAAUGCUUCAUUUUUUACCCUAACUUCAUAAGAGAUGCAAAUCAGGACAAUAGAGUGGAUUUGGGAGUGCAAACACCCACGAUUCCAGGAAUAUCAUCUCUCACUCUGAUGGACAUUCAGGUUGCUGCAGCUGACAGCUCUCUCUGCCCCUGGAGUUGCUAAUCCUUUUGGGGCCGUUCCAUCUUGAUGAGAUGCUAUCUGGCUGGCGGUUGCUGGAGGGAUUCGGCCGCUCACCAAGCGAGUCCUCGUUGGAUUCUCCAGAAGCAGUCAUGCUCCAGGCCCUCUAUGACUACCAGUAUAAGUCUGAGGAUGGAAGGCAAGUGAGCAUUGCAGAAGGCGAGAUCUUCCAGCUCAUGCACAAGACCAAUGAGGACUGGUGGCAGGUGCGGCGGCUUGGGCAGAGCAAGCAGAAGCGACCCUUCUUUGUGCCUGCCACCUAUGUGGCCGAAAUACCUUCGGGAGCAAGGGCAGCCGCACAGCAGAAUACCAGGUUGCGUCAUGGCAUCACGGCAGAGCAGGAGGCACACGCGAGUUCUCUGGAGGACCUGUGCGUACAAUCUGAUCUCCCAUCUUUCCACUUGGGCCUCAUGUCCUGCCACAGCCUCCCUCCGCCUGCGAUGGGAUCCUGCCCCCUCCCUCUUGGUAGGAAACACAGCAUGGGCAUCUUGCCUCAGACAGACGGGAUGGGCAGAAAGCAAGAACAACGUUCGGAGGAGGAGCCGAUCGAGAAGAAAAAGGGGAACUACCAAGGGAGCCUGGUGCAAUCGGACGGCUGCAGCCCCUCCACCCCCGCCGAGCCUGCUCCGGGGGAGCCCUCGGACAAAGCGGAAGAAGAGCGAGCGAGGAGCGAGCAGCCCGGCUGCCCCGGUCUCCGGACCAGGGAGAGGAAGCUGGGCUACGCCAAAUCCAUGGUGCUGCCGGAGACCCGGGGAGGCCAUUGCAGGACCCUGUCUCAGCCCAGCUGUGCAGCCUGGCUGGGGGAGCUCUCGGCCUCAGCACCUGCCCAUGACUCCCCUCCACGUGGCCCUGACCUGCGGCAGAUGGUGGAGAGGUCUGGACAGCUGAACAAAACCAAGAUUGCAGAAGGAGGUCGGAAACUCAGAAAGUGCUGGGCGCCAUCAUGGCUGGUGUUAGCUGGGAACAGCCUCAUGUUUUACAAGGAACCAAAGGUGGCAACUGCAUGGACUCCGUUCGGUACCCGACCAGAAAGCAGUGUGGAUUUGCGUGGGGCCCGCAUUGAAUGGGCCAGGGACCUGUCCAGCAAACGGAACGUCAUCCACUUCCGUACCGUGACUGGCAAUGAGUAUCUCUUGCAAUCAGACAGCGAGACUGUGAGCCAGGACUGGUACCAGGCUAUCAAAGGGGUCAUCCGCAGGCUGGAUGAAGAGAACCCUCUGGACGAGCCGCUGCUGUAUCCGCUGUACCGCUCCAACAGCGCUGACCUUGUGGAUCUCAGUGCUGAUGAGGAAGAUGAUCUGGGACUCCCAAAGGCACCGGCAAGUCCUGACCGAGCCUACAAGAAACGGGUCAAGAGCAAGUUGAGGCGGUUCAUUGCCAAACGACCACCCCUGCAGAGUUUACAGGAGAAAGGACUGAUUCGAGACCAGGUCUUUGGCUGCCGACUGGAAGCCCUGUGCCAGCGUGAAGGCAGCACCGUACCCCGCUUUGUCCGGCAGUGCGUGGAAGCGGUGGAGCAGAAAGGGCUGGAUGCGGAUGGAAUCUACAGGGUCAGUGGGAACUUGGCCAUCAUUCAGAAGCUGAGGUUCAUAGUUGAUCGCGAGCGGGCAGUGACAUCAGACGGGCGUUAUGUCUUCCCGGAGCAACGCUGCCACGAGGACAAGCUGCACCUGACUGACCCGCAGUGGGAUGAUGUGCAUGUGAUAACAGGGGCCCUCAAGCUCUUCUUCCGGGAGCUGCCUGAACCACUGGUGCCUUACAGCCUUUUUGAUGAAUUUAUAGCUGCUGUCAAGUUGCCCGACUUGAAGGAGAAAAUAUCCAAGCUGGCAGGGUUGAUCCAGAGCCUUCCCCAGUCGAAUCGGGACACACUGCAAUAUCUCCUGGAGCAUCUCCGAAAGGUGAUGGAGCUCUCAGACGUCAACCGGAUGACAACACAGAAUAUUGGCAUCGUCUUUGGACCAACUUUGCUGCGCCAUGAAUGUGACGCGACCAGCCUGGUAGAGGGCAUGGUGUACCAGAACCAGGUGGUAGAGCUGCUCCUCACUGAAUUUAUGAGCAUCUUUGGCACCCUGGAGACUGAAUGACUUUGCCUUUCUCGGCAGUUGGUGGUUUUAUCCUGAAGGCACGUCAGAUCACAGGUAGCAAGCAAGAGUUGGCUUGUUGAAACAAGCACUGGCUCUGUGCACCGUUCACCUGGCUGAUGCUAUUGGACAGACAGAGCUUCAUGUCAGCUUUCUGGGCUCUGCUUCAGAAGCUGGUUUGGGCUUCUGCAGGCCAGGAUCUUGAAGCCAAAUUCAGCAUAGAAGCUGGUGCAUCCUAGCGAAGGGCUUUCUCAAUGCCGUCAUCCAUGCAAGUGAAACAAAGCUAUUCUGAGUCUCCUCUGCUGGAGCUGAGGCAAAAGGAAGAAAAUCAGUGCAGCUGGCAGCACCUGGGCCCCUGCCCAUGGAAUGGGAGGCAACUGCUUAGCUGUGUGUUCCAGUGAAAUCUGUGAAAAACAGCAAGCCACUCAGAAAGCCUGUUCCUUCAAGACCAUCCACCAGCCAUCUGUCUGUCCACAUCCCAUUUCCUCUCCCCUCUGAGCUGCUUGCUUCCCGCAGCUUGGUGCCCCUGAUGUGCCAGACUUGUUUGCUCUGCCAUUACUCUCUUCUACACCAGCAGACCAGCUCAUCACUGUAGCCAUCAAAACAUGCUGCAAAGAGGGCUUCUUUUAGCACAGGGGUGGGUCACCUUGGCCUGCUUCCAUGCAGCUCUCAGCCUGAAUUCAGAAGCUCCCUGCAGGCCAUCAGUUCAGACCUCUGGCAAGAGCACUAUGCCCCUUCCUCAAGAGCAAGCUGGGUGGAAGGAGAGAAAGUGGGGGGGGGGGCAGAAAGGUGGGACACCCACUCUUUUGGCUCUUGUCCCACCCACCAUUGCCUUGUCCCCACUGUGUGAAAGAUUAUACAUACAUGCUUUCAACAAGUUGCCCACCCCUUCACUAGGAGUGCCCUCUUUCUUUUAGGACACAUCUGUACUAAAAAAAAAAAAAGGAAAACCAACAUGAAAUAGCCAGUUUCUUGCAAAGGGCAAAAGUCUCAUGAGGGUGCUGCUGACUGAAUUGUUCUAUAUUUGUGAUGCUCAGUCCCUUCACAGAAUUACAGCUCUAAGAGUUAUUCAGUUUGGAGCCAUGACACUUAGCAUGGGUUUGAAAACUGGUUUCAGUGUGGAGCAUCUGCCGUGUUGCGGUGACUCUAAACCCUCUGCUUCCUAGCAUAUUAUGGUAUGCAAUUCCUGUACACUGUUACUUUGAUUUCCUUAGUGAGCAGCUGUUGCUGAAGGUAAGCCUACAAUAAAAAAGGGAUUUUCAAAUAA
Varanus komodoensis (Komodo dragon) is the source of this 4390-nucleotide messenger RNA. It is a transcript of the gene ARHGAP9, whose product is annotated as Rho GTPase activating protein 9. The record is from RefSeq and is a predicted model, not a curated record. NCBI's taxonomy places the organism in Eukaryota, Metazoa, Chordata, Lepidosauria, Squamata, Varanidae. The transcript is spliced from 17 exons. Gene Ontology annotation, molecular function: protein binding. Gene Ontology annotation, cellular component: cytoplasm. Bases 1057 to 3126 code for a protein of 689 amino acids. Gene Ontology annotation, biological process: signal transduction; regulation of GTPase activity.